Messenger RNA from Anthostomella pinea, 933 nucleotides. The record is from the annotation of a GenBank genome assembly. Lineage: Eukaryota; Fungi; Ascomycota; Sordariomycetes; Xylariales; Xylariaceae.
AUGUCGACUACUGCUGGAGCCUUCAUAGCAGGCGGUAUAGCCGCCUGUGGUGCCGUCACGGCCACACAUCCUUUCGAGACGGUCAAGAUCCGGAUGCAGCUCCAGGGCGAGCUCCAGACGAAAGGCCACCAGCCGCACCACUACAAGGGACCCUUCCAUGGCGUGAGCGUCAUCGUGCGGAACGAAGGUGUUCGAGGUAUAUACCGUGGACUGGGCUGUGCAUACGUGUACCAAAUACUGCUGAACGGGUGCCGGUUGGGAUUCUACGAGCCGAUGCGCCACGGACUGGCAUCGCUGGUGCUGAGCGAUGGGGCCAAGCAGAACCUGGCCAUCAACAUGUUCUGCGGCGCAUCGUCGGGCAUCAUCGGGGCGGCAGCGGGCUCCCCUUUCUUCCUGGUCAAAACGCGCCUGCAGAGCUUCUCGCCAUUCCGGCCUGUGGGCACACAGCACCGCUACAAGAACGCCAUCGACGGCAUGCGUCAGAUCUACAAGGCCGAGGGUGUGAGGGGGCUGUAUAGGGGUGUGGGCGCCGCCAUGAUACGGACGGGCUUUGGGAGCUCUGUCCAGCUGCCAACGUACUUCUUUGCGAAGCGCAGGUUGAUGAAGCAUCUCGGCAUGCAGGAGGGCGCGCCGCUGCACCUCGCGAGUAGUACCAUUUCGGGGUUUGUGGUGUGCUGCUUCAUGCACCCACCUGACACGGUCAUGUCGCGUCUCUACAACCAGAACGGCAAUCUGUACAAGGGUGUCUUCGACUGCCUGGGCAAGACGAUUCGCACCGAGGGUUUCCUCGCCCUCUACAAGGGCUUCCUGCCUCACCUGGCCCGCAUCCUACCGCACACCAUCCUGACGCUUAGCCUGGCAGAGCAGACCAAUAAGCUCCUACGCAAAGUCGAGAAGAGGUUACUACCUGAUCCGGCGCUGGGGAAGGCUUGA